AUGUCAACCACAAACGCCCCUACGAAACCUGCUCGUCGCCGUCCUGGUCGGCCUAGAAAGCAGCAACACCCUCAAGCCUCUGUUACACCUCCAAGUGCACCAGACCAAGCUUAUCCUUCAACCGCUACCCAACUCUCUGACGCACCUCCCCAGCGUACUACAGAGCCUCUGAACUCACCCUAUCCUCAAAUUUACCCUAACUUCCCUUUUUCGUUUUAUACCGACAGCUCAGGAUCUGGUGAUCCCUUUACAGACAGUAACACCGGCCCUGGAUUCGACUACACGGGCGAUCUUGAGAACACAAACCUAGAUCUUACCCAGGGUUUCCCUGCUUUGGGCCUUUCUACUGCGCUGAGAUCUCUUUCUUCUGCACUUGACACCACACCCAUCGAUCCCCAGCUAUCUGCCGUUGGCACCCAGUUCUCGACCUCUACUGAAACUGCACCUUCCCAGCCCCAGGCUAACCCUACAACCGACGCCGCCUUGUCUUCCACAUCGCAGGCCACUACCCAAGAGCAUCGUCAGCCCACGAUUGAAGAGGAGGUCUUGGCUCUAUCCGCCGCCAUUGUAGGUGAAUCAAGCCAAUCUACAACUCCAGCCCAGUCUACUGCUAUCCCUGAGGGUCCCUCAGAGCAAGCUCCUCCAGCUACAAGCAAGCGUGCGCCAAAGGCACCACCAAAGCAACCUCGGAAGCGAAAGGCUGAUCAAUUCGACGGUCAGUCUACUUCUGGGCCAGCUACCAAGAAGCAAGCCACUGAAGCGGCCAAGGAGAAGUCCAACGAGGCUCCCAAAGCGCAGCCCAAGAACCCUCGCAAGCGAAAGGCCGACCAAGUUGACGGUCAAUCUGUUACGGCGCCAGCUGCGAAGAAGACAGCUACUGAGAAGUCCAAGGAGGCAUCCAAGGAACAGUCGAAGGAGACAUCCGAGGAACAGUCUCAAGAUACAUCCAAGGAACAGUCAAAGGAGACAUCCCAGGAGACACCUAAGGAACAGUCCCAAGCAGACUCUUCGGACAACCCAGAACCUCAAUUCCGCACCUCAUUUGAGGAGGACAGAAGUAACCGACUCUCGCGUUGGGCACAUUCAUUUGCCGAGACUGUUGCAAAGAAUCAAUUUGACGCCCUUGAUUACCUAGAGAUCUUUCAGCCCGAUACUGCCGCGCAGCAAGCCGCCUCACAGGAAGCCGCCUCACAGCAGCCCGCUGAAGAUCAGCCCGCCGUAGACCAACCUGCCGGAGACAACGCUACCGGAAAGAAGCCUGCCAGAAAGAAGUCGGCCGGAAAGAAGUCUGCCGAGAACCAGUCUGCCGAGAACCAACCUUCCGGAGACCAACCUGCCGGAGAACCAGCGGCCAAUAUGCAGGCUAACGAGCAACCUCAAGGCGCACCUAACCCCAAUGAGCAGCCUGUAGAUCCCGCCAUCAAAUCUCCAGGGCACUACGCCGAAAAAGAGGCCCGACGCUGCAUCAAGGUUGGCGGCAUUAAUUUUCAACGUGCGGGUUUGGGACUACCCCAUGGGCUUGGUGCAGACGAGAACAACCGUCGAGUUUCGUUCCUCGAAGCGGAACUCAAACUUCAAAAGGGCAGAGCCCCUAUCUUGCCCCCUUCUCAACUUGCACAACCUGACCCGAAGCCUUUCACCCCAAAGGCAUAUCAAGUACCUGACAACGUCACCGAUCCUCGUGUUAUCGAGUUCUUUUCCCAGAAGAACAUCGACCUGUGUACCAAGAAUAAACAAGUGGACCUCGAACGGAACAAUCAAGCGGCUAAGGGCACGCGGUCCCGCCGUGAAGAGGCUCUUGAAGCGCACCGCGAACUUGCAAACAACAUGGCCAUUGAACUCAACUGGUGGCGCCUCAAGGCCAUUGCGAAUGGUGCUGACUUCAGAGAAUGGGAUGUUGUACCCCCGACUGUCAAGAAAUGCAUGUUGAACGAGAUGGAUGAGAGAGUAAAAAAGCUGGAAGAAGCCGCGGCAAAGACAGCUAAGAAGAACAAGUCAGCCGCUCAUUCCGCUAGAACGAAGAAGAACUCGCGCCUGUCCAAGGAGGAUGAGGCCCGAAAGAAGCAAGAGGUUCAGGAAGUUAUCGCUGCUUUUGCUGCCAAAGACUGGGCUGCGAUAAAGAAGAUGUCGGAUCCUGAAUACAAAGCAAAGAUUCCGAGAGCUCCUCGUAACACUGCCGCCAGUCGCAGGAAUAGAGCAAGUGUCGCUGAUGAAGAUACUGAAACUAGCACCGCUGCCAACGCGACUGAGGCUGACACUACCGAGAACGUGGCAGAAACUGCCAACACUGGUGUUGCCACCACCAUGGCUACGGACGACAUGCCUCCUGGCACCUUACCUUCUGAUGACAUGGCUACUGGCAACAUGCCCUCCGACAACAUGCCUGUUGAUAACAUGGAGCUCGGCGGCACGGAGUUUGGCAGCAUGGAUUUUGACAAUCCUUCUUAUAACAUGCCGACAAACAUGCCUGAGAUUCCUGAGAUGCCUUCUACCGACAUGACUUCUGACAACACACUUGGUUUUGGUAACGUUUCUUCAUUCAACGCCGGCGUUGCGCCUGCUCAGUUCAACGCGACUCCUGACCCUAUGUAUGGCGGCGUCCCCGUUGAACAUCCUACCUACAUUAACCCCCAAAACAAUGCUUUCGGAAAUGCCCACACUCAACAUCAGCAAUCCUCUGAUCUUCCUCGGGGAACCAAUGACUAUCAUGAGCUAAGACGACAGGCUUCCAACGUCACCAUGCUUGAUGCUCAGUCCGAUCCGUUUCAGUCAAUCGACCCUAACAUGGGUGGAACGAUGAACGAAACUUCCCCCUAUUGGGAGACUCCCAACGCUCCUCCUGAUCAUGGCGCACUUCCUCCCAACAUAGACCCCGGCCUUCUAGGUCCUAUGGGAGAUGAAAGCACUCUUCCUCCUAACAAUAUGAGCCACAACAUCCAUGGUCCUCUGGGAGAUCCUAGUCUUCACCUACCUAACGACAUCGGUCAGAGCUCGGAGGGUCUCACAAACAGUGUCCCUUGGUACAGUGAAGAAGACGCCCUUGUCAGAGCGUUCCUUCCCAGCCUUUCGAGAAACGCGAAUCAGAACAAGUCGGCCACCAACGAUAAGGAGACCACUGAUCAAGUUGACACCAAUGCUAACACCUCCUCAAAGUACCCCGACCCUGACGAGGACUUUAACUUUUCUCGAUACAUUAACUUCUCCCCCUAA
Fusarium pseudograminearum CS3096 is the source of this 3210-nucleotide messenger RNA. RefSeq lists its product as uncharacterized. The record is from RefSeq and is a predicted model, not a curated record. The transcript is spliced from 2 exons. Lineage: Eukaryota; Fungi; Ascomycota; Sordariomycetes; Hypocreales; Nectriaceae. The coding region runs from base 1 to 3210 and encodes 1069 amino acids.